CUCAGCAGCACCGGCUUGAGAGGCACUCUAUCCCGCUGCAACCAUUCCAAAUAUCUUCCCCCUCUUCUUCCUAUCUCUUUCCGAUAAUCAAUAAUUUCCAGGAUGUACUGACCGGCCUUCCUCCGCGCGGCCAAGCGAGGGAAAUCCUCUUCCGUUGGCAUGAUCCUCAAUCUCUCCCCCCUCAAGCCUUCCUCUUGCUCCGCUAUACGUUCAUCCAAAUCCCCCUCCAAGCGACAAACAGCAUGCCUCUUCCGUCGUGGUAUAGCCACCUAUAGAGCUACAGCACCCACCUAUGGCAUCGCAACUCCUCUUCCUGAAAGCGGCCCCCUUCAUCACGUCGGCAGUUUUCCCUUUCACUUCGAAACUGGCUAUGCCCUGUGUCCCAAAAGACAUUCCCGACCAUUCCCGCCACCCUUCGUAUCAAACCCGUCCACGUCUUUCUCUGACCCCCUGACAACUCACUUCCGAAGCCAGGAUAGACGCUUGUCUGUAGGUGGACAACUGAUCAGGGGCCUGACGAACGGCGACGAUGCAGUUAUUGUAUCGGACAAUUACCUAGGCGUGAAUGACGGGGUAGGAGCUUGGGCUACCAGGCCGCAAGGCCAUGCAGCGCUGUGGUCCAGGCUUAUCCUUCAUUUCUGGGCCUUGGAGGUGGAGCGGAACGUAAACGGGGACUCCGCUCCGGAUAACGUCUCCUAUCUACAACGCGCCUAUGAACAAACUGUCGAGGCGACUUCGACUCCGAACGAGUGGCUGGGCACAACAACUUCCACCACGGCCGUGCUACACUAUACCAUAAACUCUGGCACCCCCACCCCCAUGCUCUACGUAACGACUCUGGGCGAUUGCCAACUGCUCGUCAUCCGGCCAAGCGAACAACGAGUCAUAUUCAAAACGGAGGGUCAGUGGCAUUGGUUUGACUGUCCCAUGCAGCUGGGCACGAACAGCGUAGACACGCCCAAGGAAAACGCUCAAUCAGCACAGAUCGAGUUGCAGGAGAAUGACCUCGUCCUGGCGGUGUCCGAUGGCGUCGUCGAUAAUUUGUGGGAACAUGAAGUCCUGAAGGUGGUGCUAGAUAGUUUAGAUGAAUGGGAUUCUAGCAAGAAAGAUGAUGAUAUGUUUUCUAAUCGCGCUCCCGAUGGAGGCGGUGCGAUUGUCUAUACUGCUCGAAAACUUCUCCAGGCUGCGAAAGAUAUCGCGCAGGAUCCUUUUGCAGAAAGUCCGUACAUGGAGAAAGCUAUAGAAGAGGGUUUGACUAUUGAAGGGGGCAAGAUGGACGAUAUCAGCGUGGUUAUUGGGAGGUGUAUGAAACGAAAAAAAUGAAUGAUCCCAGCGGUGUAUCGAAUUAUGAGAUACACAAGCAGACACUACUAUUAGUGGCGUGAGGGAAAGACGGAAGUGCCAGCCUAGGUCUUUCACAAAAAGACGUUGGUUCACCAUCUCCACUCCCCACGACCGAUGGUUAUUCCCCGAUCAAUACAGCACAAUAGCUCUUUCG
Molecule: messenger RNA, 1498 nt
Organism: Histoplasma capsulatum G186AR
Lineage: Eukaryota; Fungi; Ascomycota; Eurotiomycetes; Onygenales; Ajellomycetaceae
Exons: 3
Coding region: 160-1323 (387 amino acids)
Source: RefSeq, a predicted model, not a curated record